Messenger RNA from Lampris incognitus (smalleye Pacific opah), 4273 nucleotides. It is a transcript of the gene man2b2, whose product is annotated as mannosidase, alpha, class 2B, member 2. NCBI's taxonomy places the organism in Eukaryota, Metazoa, Chordata, Actinopteri, Lampriformes, Lampridae. Gene Ontology annotation, biological process: mannose metabolic process. The transcript is spliced from 19 exons. The record is from RefSeq and is a predicted model, not a curated record. Gene Ontology annotation, molecular function: alpha-mannosidase activity; carbohydrate binding. Bases 33 to 3074 code for a protein of 1013 amino acids. Gene Ontology annotation, cellular component: lysosome.
CUGACGAAUGUCUCCACUCUCUACUUUGGGAAAUGAAAAUGAAGAUUUUAGCCCUUAUAACUCUUCUCCUUUGUCGCAAUUUCUCGUACGCAACGGAAGACGAACCAAAGCCGAUUAAGACUUUCGUCAUCCCGCAUAGCCACAUGGAUGUAGGCUGGGUGUACACCAUUCAGGAGAGUAUGCAUGCCUAUGCUGCCAACGUGUACAGCAGUGUGACCGAGGAGCUGUCCAAGUCUAAACGCCGCAGGUUCAUUGCGGUGGAGCAGGAGUUCUUUCGACUAUGGUGGGAUACUGUGGCCACAGAUGUCCAUAAGAAACAAGUGCGACAGCUAGUCAAGGAGGGUCGGUUUGAGUUCAUAAUCGGAGGCCAAGUGAUGCAUGAUGAGGCAGUGACUGAUCUGGACGAUGAGAUAUUGCAAAUGACAGAGGGCCACGGUUUCCUCUAUGAGACAUUUGGGGUGCGUCCUCGGUUCUCAUGGCAUGUGGAUCCAUUUGGGGCGUCUGCCACAACGCCUGUUCUCUUUGCCCUGGCGGGCUUCAACGCUCACCUCAUCUCGCGCAUUGACUAUGAUCUCAAAGAUGCCAUGCAAAAAAACAAGAAAUUACAGUUUGUGUGGAGAGGUUCUCCCUCACUGAAGGAGCAGCAGGAGAUCUUCACUCACACCAUGGACCAGUUUAGCUACUGCACCCCAUCCUACCUGCCCUUCUCCAACAGCUCUGGUUUCUAUUGGAAUGGAGUCGCCCUGUUCCCCGACCCCCCUAAAGAUGGUAUAUACCCUAACAUGAGCCUUCCUGUCAACAAAGAGACGGUACACGCCUAUGCCCAGACCAUGAUAGACAACAUAAAGCAGCGGGCCGCAUGGUUCAGGACCAACCACGUGCUCUGGCCAUGGGGUUGUGACAAGCAGUUCUACAACUCAUCGGUGCAGUUCAACAACAUGGACCCAUUAAUGGACUACAUAAACCAGAACACCAAAGAGUUUGGAGUGACAGUCCAGUACGCUACUCUCAGCGAGUACUUUCAAGUGAUCCACAAAUCCAAUCUUACCUGGGAGGUCAGGGGCAGUGAAGACUUUCUACCUUAUUCCACUGAGCCUUACCAGGCAUGGACAGGUUUCUAUGCCUCCCGAAACGUUCUGAAAGGUGUGGCGCGGUGGGCCAGUUCCCAGCUGCACGCCGCUGAGACUCUCUUUGUACGGUACCGAGUCCGCUUCCCUGACGGACCUGUGGCCAAAGACUGGGCCCUCGACAAACUUCGGGCACUUCGCUGGGCUGUCUCUGAGGUCCAACACCAUGACGGUAUCACUGGCACCGAGUCUCCCAAGGUGGCGGACAUGUACAUUCAGCACCUACACCAGGCCACGACGGGUGUGGAUGAGCUGCUAGCUGCCCUCUUUCUUCUGCCCCAUGACCUCGGAAUACCCGGCACCCGCUACCACAGAAAAGGCUCCCGUCGAGCUCUGGAGCAACAUGUAAUUGUUUACAACCCGUUAGCGUGGAACAUCACCACCUUCGUCAACGUCACGGUAACCUUCCCCACGGCAAACGUCUUCGAUGAAGACGGACAGCCGGUGCCUGCACAGAUCCAGAGGUCGGCGGACUCCAGAGUGACCUAUGACCUCUUCAUCGUCGUGGACCUGGGGGGUCUUCAGCAUAGGAAGUAUCUAAUCAAGUUCUCAGAGAAGCCAUGCUCCCAGGGACCUAGAUGCGGCUUGACCUACAUUGCAAGAGGGGUGAAAUUCGAAAGACGCAGCAUUCGGGACGGAUUAAAAACAGGAAGGAUGCUUCUUCCUGUUCUGAACGAAUGUUACAAGCUCAUGUUUGACAAGGACACCAAUCUACUGCACAGCAUCACUGACCGUUUAGAGAAGAGGAGUGUGAGGACGACCCAGGAUUUCUGGGAGUACCGAGCCAACGGGGACGAGAAAGCGGGCCCCAUCUCUGAUAACUACAUCUUCACUGCCAAUAGUUCAGCUGCGAAGGCCUACAAGGCCGUGAAAAUGGAGAUUAUUCCCGGCAAGAUUGUGUCUGAGAUCCGACAGUACUUCUACAGGGAGGAAGGUGAUGAAGACUACUCGUUUUCCAUCACCACACGCGUCCCGUUGGGCUUCUGGAGGAGGCUGCCGUGUCACAGGAUGGAGCAGAUGUACUCUCUGGGUCCCCUCCGAGUCAACACGGAGGUCGUCAUGCGGACCAGCACCACAUUGGAGAACAACAGGACCCUGUACACGGACGACAACGGCUACCAGAUGAUGAGGAGGACACAUCGGGAGUUCACCAACAACACCUUAGCUCGGAACUACUUCCCCAUGGUCCGCACAGCCUAUAUCGAGGAUGACCUCAGCAGGCUGGUCCUCCUUAGCGACAGGGCUCACGGUGUGGCCAGCCAGGCAAACGGAGAACUGGAGGUGAUGCUCCACAGACGUCUGUGGAACAACAAGCCGUGGAACCUCGGCUACAACCUGACCCUGAACGACAGCUCCAUCGUCCGGCCCACCCUGUGGAUGAUGCUGGCUUCCAUUAACACCACUUCCCGCCUGUACCAGAGGGAGGCGAUAGCGCUCCAGCACAGACCGGUAGUGACGCCCAUAGACCUCCCGCAGGAGGCCUGGCGGUGGAAGGAGACGGGGCCGGGUGCUGGUGUGCAGCCAGUGGUCUUACCUGACAACCUUCACCUGCUGAGCCUCUCUGUCUCUGGGUGGAACUACAACUCCCAGCAUCACCUUCACCUCAGACACCUGAGCACAGGUAAGGGUCUGCGGUCGGAGCCCGACUAUGAUCGGGUCCUGCUGAGAGUCAUGCAUCUCUUCGAGGAGGGCGAAGACGCGGAGCUGGGAAAGCCGGUUUCCAUCAACUUCAAGGAAGUGCUGAGGGGCAUCGGGGAAGUGAAAGUGCUGGAGGAGCGUUCUCUGACAGGAACGUGGGACAUUGGCCGUCUCCAGCGGUGGAAGUGGAAAACUGCAGAUAACUUUGAAACAGAGAGUAAGAGGUGGCACAGGUGUGGGUUUGAGGACUUCAACGUGACCAUCUCACCUAAAGAGAUCAGGAUGUUCUUCGUUUCCUUCAGCGAUUAGACCAGACCGCUGUCUUCUGUCUUCUGUGAAGACCACUGACUCAUUUCCACGAAACUGACAAGCGUUUCAGUGUCGUCAUGGUUUCACCGUGGACCGGUGGCCAUUUUGCACAGAGUGUCGAUCUAUAGUAAAGGACGGCUGGGUCGAUUCAGCACAGUCCUUUGAAAUUUAAAGAAAUUUUGUUUUUGUUGAAGUGUCAUCUCAGACAGGAAAUCAUUUUCUACAACCAUUCUGAAAAGUAUUUGUAUAGACCUAUAAACUGAUCUGUAGCAAUGAAAAGUAAAAAGUAAUAUUUUUGAGUGAGGCUAGCUUGCCUUAUUUUCCAAGAUACCAGUAAUGAAGGGACUGUCGGGCUUUAUUAGACCGUCAGUAUUUGAUAAAUAGAUGAGAAAUGUUUGCAAAAGCAGCAGCGGCGAUCAACAGGAUGGUUGUGAUUCAGCUCAGAAAACAUCCAAGACAUUACAUUCACGAUUUGGACGAUAAAUCUUCUGAUCGGCCUUUUGUCCAGUUGACUUUAAACACGGGACAGUGGUGCAGUGGUUAGUGUGGUCGCCUCACAGCGAGAAAGUCCUGGGUUCAAACCCCGGGGUAGUCCAAACUUGGGGGUCAUCCCGGGUCGUCCUCUGUGUGGAGUUUGCAUAUUCUCCCCAUGUCUGUGUGGGUUUCCUCCGGGUGCUCCGGUUUCCUCCCACAGUCCGAAGACAUGUAGGUCAGGUGAAUCAGCCAUACUAAAGUGUCCCUAGGUGUGAAUGUGAAUGUGAAUGUGUGUGUGUGUGUGUGUGUGUGUGUGUGUGUGUGUGUGUGUGUGUGUGUGUGUGUGUGUGUGUGUGUGUGUGUGUGUGCGCGUGUGUGUUGGCCAUGUGAUGGACUGAUGACCUGUCCAGGGUGUCUCUCCGCCUGCCGUCCAAUGACUGCUGGGAUAGGCUCCAGCAUCCCCACGACCCCAACUGGGAUAAGCGGCUUGGAUAACAGAUGGAUGGAUGGAAAGUGUUGUAGUACUUGAGAAUGGACUUGCUCUCAUUUCGAAUGUCUCCAUCUUGUCUCAGACUUCACAGCAAAAUGACCCGGGACUCAAGUGGGACUCGACUGGGACUCGGACAGUGUGAACUUGUGAUGAUUUUUUUUUAAGACUGCUUGUGUACAAGAUUUUAUUUUUUAAAUGAUUAUCAAACGUCCCCUGAAGAGAUCAAUAAAGAGCA